ACUCUUUAUAACUGUUCUUUAGCUCAAUAAAUUGAUCGACAACUUAUCAUCAAUCACUUUAACAGAAUCGAUAAACCCACUCCGAAUGGCUGCACCCACACCGAACAAAGGGCAACCUCAACGGCCGCAAAUACAGCCAUGCCGAUAUAAGACUGGAAAAACUCUUGGAGCUGGCUCCUAUUCGGUGGUCAAAGAAUGUGUUCAUAUCGAUACCGGACGGUAUUUUGCCGCAAAGGUCAUUAAUAAACGAUUAAUGGCUGGUAGGGAACAUAUGGUUCGAAACGAGAUUGCGGUUCUUAAACGAGUUUCGAUGGGCCAUCAGAAUAUAUUAACUCUCGUCGACUACUUCGAGACCAUGAACAAUCUAUAUCUCGUCGUCGAACUGGCUCUAGGCGGAGAACUAUUUGAUCGUAUAUGUCGCAAGGGAAGUUACUACGAAGCUGAUGCAGCGGACCUUGUGCGAGCUAUCUUGUCAGCCGUUGCAUAUCUGCAUGAUCAUGGCAUUGUGCAUCGAGAUCUCAAACCGGAGAAUCUGCUGUUUCGUACCCCCGAAGAUAAUGCCGACCUUUUGAUUGCCGACUUCGGUUUGUCAAGGAUUAUGGAUGAGGAGCAGUUUCAUGUUCUGACGACGACUUGCGGAACGCCGGGCUAUAUGGCGCCGGAAAUUUUUAAGAAGACUGGACAUGGCAAGCCCGUAGAUAUCUGGGCCAUAGGUGUAAUCACUUACUUCCUUCUCUGCGGCUACACGCCCUUUGACCGUGAUUCCAAUCUCGAGGAAAUGCAGGCCAUCCUCGUUGCGGAUUACUCCUUUACACCUAUCGAGCAUUGGCGAAGCAUUUCCCAAAAUGCCCGUGACUUCAUCAACCGGUGCUUGACCAUUGACCCUAAAGCACGAAUUACAGCCCACGAAGCUCUUCAGCAUCCGUGGAUCAGUAGCGAUCUCUCCGCCAAACAAGGUGAAGAUCUCCUGCCUACUGUUAAGAAGAACUUUAAUGCGCGACGCACCCUUCACAAGGCUAUUGAUACCGUGCGCGCAAUCAAUAAGCUUCGUGAAGGUGGCGGGUUGAUGAUGGAUGGUGCGACUAGUAUUGAGCCGAGACCUGAACGGGUGCAUGGGAAUGAUGUCCAUGAAGAGGAGAGACAUACUCCGCAACAGCCAUAUGAUGACAAUAUGAUGAAGAUUGAUAGCCGUGGCAACGCUCGAGGUCAGACAGAGGAGCAGAUACGUGAGCAAGAACGAAAAGUCAAGGAGGUAGUGACUGGCCUCUGGGCGAAAACGGGUGGGAACCUGCAGUGAUAUUUCAUCUACAGAAGUCCUUUCCCAUGGGGUGAACCUGUAGGCGAUAAUCCGUUGGGCCGGCUUCUUUUAUACUCCAUAGUUUUGGCUCUAUUAUAUAUGUUUCAUUCAACCGUACAUCAUUUCUUCUACAUGAAUUGCAUCUCUA
Talaromyces stipitatus ATCC 10500 is the source of this 1445-nucleotide messenger RNA. RefSeq names its product calcium/calmodulin dependent protein kinase, putative. Bases 86 to 1297 code for a protein of 403 amino acids. The transcript has 4 exons. The record is from RefSeq and is a predicted model, not a curated record. Lineage: Eukaryota; Fungi; Ascomycota; Eurotiomycetes; Eurotiales; Trichocomaceae. Gene Ontology annotation, biological process: cellular response to oxidative stress; protein phosphorylation. Gene Ontology annotation, molecular function: calmodulin binding; calcium/calmodulin-dependent protein kinase activity; ATP binding.